AUGAGUCUGAGCGACGCCCAGGCCCCGGAGGGAUUGUUUCUCUAUAUCUCCGUGCAACGGGUUCUCCACGACGUAGGAAUACCCGCUGUUGAGCCCUGGGCCACCUCGUACAUCGAUGCUGUCCACGACGGAAGGUUCGGCGAUGCGAUAUGGGCACGCUACCAUAUCUUUGGAAAUGUGAUAAAUGGUAUGAUUGAGAAAUUGACUGUGCUUGAGAGCAUCACAGAGGAUGCAAUGGGAUACAAGAAAUUUGCACCAGAAGAUUAUGCUGCGGCUGUGGCUUUCUACACAGAUAGAAUGAACAGUGCAGACACACACCCCGAGGUGAUCGAGAUAAUCUUGCGUAUUGACAAGGAAGAUCUUAGUGGUAUAGAGCUUGUUGACGGCCUCUAG
Messenger RNA from Fusarium falciforme, 393 nucleotides. RefSeq lists its product as hypothetical. The transcript has a single exon. The coding region runs from base 1 to 393 and encodes 130 amino acids. The record is from RefSeq and is a predicted model, not a curated record. NCBI's taxonomy places the organism in Eukaryota, Fungi, Ascomycota, Sordariomycetes, Hypocreales, Nectriaceae.